Messenger RNA from Cannabis sativa, 1120 nucleotides. RefSeq lists its product as uncharacterized. The record is from RefSeq and is a predicted model, not a curated record. The coding region runs from base 61 to 960 and encodes 299 amino acids. NCBI's taxonomy places the organism in Eukaryota, Viridiplantae, Streptophyta, Magnoliopsida, Rosales, Cannabaceae. Gene Ontology annotation, biological process: proteolysis. Gene Ontology annotation, molecular function: cysteine-type peptidase activity. The transcript has 5 exons.
GAUUUUGACUGAAGAGGUAUGGAAUAAUUUACUUGUAUUUACAUUAAUGUUAAAUUAUAUAUGAAUUGUAUUACAAUUUUACUUGUAAUUAUGUUGGGUUCUCUAAUUAAGAAGCUUCAUAGUUCAAACAACUCGAAGGGGAAAGAGAAAUGUAAAGGAAAAGAGAAGAUAGUGGAACAUCUUGAUUCCACUAAAUCUUAUGAGAAAUUCAUUGCAGAGGUACUUGACAAGACUCAUAUUUCUCUUCAGGCCAUGUUCUUGGAAUAUAUGAGAGUAAAAGGUAAAAAUGAGUUUGUGAGGGUUCCUGUUAACCCAUCCUUAUUCUACCGAGUUCACAUCUACAUAACUUCCGAAGAUGUCAUACAAGUGGCCACCCAAGAUGAACUUACGGGUUCAGCUAUGUUAUUUGGACUAAGAUGCAUUUGGGAAAAUUUAAAUCAAAGACAAAAAGAGUUAUACAAGUUUUAUGAUGUCGAGCUUCUUAGUUAUAACAAUGAGCAGGACAAGGUGAUAGCCAUCAAUCAAUUAUCAAUUUGGUUAAACACUAUGACUCAUGUAGGACAAUAUUAUUUUAUACCAUGGAACAUAGGCAAGCAUUGGAUGUUGAUUAUAGCAAUGACAUCGGGAAGAGUUGUAUUCUUAAACCCGCUUAAAUCUAAAAUCCCGUCAGACAUUGCUCAGAUGAUAAAGGCUGCAUAUGCAAAUAUUAGUUCAAAUGCUAUUGUAUUUGGCAAAAAUAGACCGGAGAUAUGGACCUUUGCUUGUCCAAAGCAACCAUACAAUUACGAAUGUGGUUACUAUGUACUAACUUACAUUCGUGAUAUGCUUCAACAUUUAAAUCCCAUUGAAGCCAUAAAAGCAAAAUUUGGCGGCCUAUCCCAAUAUUCUGAGGACGAUCAUCUCUUACCGUUUCGACAACAGUGGUUAAGUCAAUUGCUUCCCUUGAUAUAUAAAAAUUAACUAGUAGUCUUUUAUUGUAUUUUUUUAGACAAUGCGUAGUAUUUAAUUUAGAGAUUUAUGCAUAAUAUGUAAAGUGUUAUUUAGAAUUGAACUUACAAAUUAUUAUUGUUGUUAUUAAAAAUGAUAUUAAUCAUUUAUUUUAAAUUAAGUUUUUUUUAUA